Molecule: messenger RNA, 3261 nt
Organism: Pecten maximus
Lineage: Eukaryota; Metazoa; Mollusca; Bivalvia; Pectinida; Pectinidae
Exons: 7
Coding region: 1-1737 (578 amino acids)
Source: RefSeq, a predicted model, not a curated record
AUGUUUGUCAACAGAGCGAUAAGACUCGAUGUGGCGUUGAUCAUCCCAGGGGAGGGGUCGACGAUACUACUACAGAACACGGGUGUUGAUGUGAACACGGUAGAGGGACAGGGAUCCUACUACUUUUAUCUGUGUCAGACAGAGGAAGCGUACAGCAACCCACCAGCUCUGGAGCCGGGGGAGGAGGCGUUCGGCCACAUACUGGAAUGUCAGACCUGGGGGUCCCGGGUCAAGACAACCACCCUAACAGUGACCGUCGAAAGGCCACUCCGGAGUAAUGAGGAGGUUGUCCUACGGCCCGAAACAAAACUUGGAGGCGUUGACCAAGCGGAGGUACAAGAUGUGGGAGGAAAAGAGGUAUGUUUAAGGAAAAAAAACAAGUCUUUCCAACUCUCAAAUGAAGCUGUUACGCUCAAACCGGAUGUGGAACCAGAGGCGGAAAUAGCCAUUCCUGCUGGCACGUUUGAGUCGGGGGAAUUGUCAAUAAAGUUCGUGGAUACCGCUGAAGUAAAUGAAGAAAUCAAGGAGAGUGAAGAAUCUGAGAAUGCCUCAGAUGGUCCUAUGUUGAUGACGAAUGUCCUUGACCUCUCCACUACUGACGGACAACAACCUACCAAAGACAUAGAGAUGAGAAUUCCGGUAAAAACAAAAGACAAAACGGAGGAGUUUUUAGUGCUGACGUCAUCAAACCCCGACCCAAAUCUGGAGGAAUGGGUGUGGGAAAAACUGGAGGCGGAAAUAGAUGAUGCUGGCAAGGCUGUGUUCAACAUAAACCACUUUUCAAUAUAUGCUGGAGCUGCAAAGAAAACUGUUCUUAAAGAUGAAAAGACUGUUGAGGCUGCAAUUCGCCAAUCUUACUUAAAAAUGAGGAAAAUUCAUUUCUUGGUCAUGGUAAACAAACCACAGCCAAACGCUACCAAAACUGACAUUACCAUUAUGUGUGGCACACAGCGUAAAACGAAAACAGACAAGAAAAAAAUGUACAAAAGGUCAUGCGAGUGCUUUGAUAGCGGGACAGACUUGUUUGAGGUACCGGAGGGACAGAUAUUCCAGAUACGUCUAGGAGACGGUUUAAAAGAAACCUCAGGUAACGAACAUUUGACUUUGAUAUUCAAAAGCAGCGACUCUGUAAGUAAGAGAACAUUUGAGGUCACGGGCUUUGAUCCCAGCCUUCACGAACUGAAUGGAUCGGUGGAGAUACUAGCCGUUACAAGACAUUACCCCAUUGUCGAGGUUGAAAAAGAAGUAGGAAUAUUUUGUAAAAAGAUGAAGACGGUCCAGGUCAAAUCCAAAGAGUAUACAGAAAAGAUGGCGACCAUGGUUACGGUCCCGAUCAGUGUAAGACUCGUAAAGAAAGAAGCGAACGAAGACGAUGACCCAAGUACCAUGGACGAGCUCGAUAUGAAAGACAAAUGCAUUAUCCCUGCCUUGAGAUGGAAGAACUUGCGCGAGACCAUGAAGGAGUUGUCAGAAGAAGAAGCGUUACAACUUGGGGCACAACUCGGAAUAAAGCCAGACGUACUCGAUGAGAUUCGGGAGAAGAGUUCUGAAAGCGACAUCGGCUUCAAUAUUAUUUUCAAAUGGCGACUAAAACUGCCAGGCAACCACCAGGCAAUGCAGCUUCAAAACGCAUUCGUAGGCAUCGGUAAAACCCAGAUUGCCGGACGGAUGUCAAAUCAGGGCUUGGAGGAGCAGCAGCACGAUACUAGUGGAGAAAUGUCCACUUCCGAGGAUUGAGUAUAUUUUUCUGCAGGUAACUAAUUUUUCAUCAAAGCAUUAGUUACUAAUUUUUCGUUUAACAAGGAAAUAUGGGAUAAAAGGCCUGGUAGGGUUUGAUAAUGGCUCAUUUUAUUAGCUCAAAUGGUCCGAAUGACCUAGGUUACCUAAGGGCAUACCGUAGCUUUCGUCGUCAGUCCGUCCGUCCGUCAACAGAAAAACAACGACGUCUUCUUCUUAAUUACUGAUUGGAAUUUAACCUAAUUACACUUGAAGCAUCUGUAAGAGGUGGUGAUCUCAAACGCUACAAAUGGUGGAGCUGAACCCCAAGGGGCUCAGGGGCGGGACGAAAAGGGCGCGACAUAGCUAUAUUGCGACACACAAAUUUUCUUUCGAACUAAGCGCGAUGGAUAUCGCUUAUAUUUGACUUUCGGCAUCCCCAGGUAGUAGGGAUUCAAAAAAACUGCCAAUUGCGAGGCUGGCCCUACAGGGCUGAGGGGCGGGUCCAAAAGAAAUCAAUUCGGCUAUAUUGCAAAAAACGGCUUCUUGUAUUUUUGAAACGUUCAGAUUCCCCAUCCCAUAACCAUAUAUAUCAUUGCUGGGCAUCAAGAGAUAAACACCUGUUGUCAAAAUAAGCCAUGGGGUCUUCCACCAACCAAAGGAACUUUAUUUCUUAGAUAUAGCAUUGAAACUGUAUAGAUCUCCACUCUAUAACCAUAUAUAGCUUUGCUGGGCAUAUAGAGACAAAAACAAUCAUGAUGUAAUAUUGGCACUGGAACCUUUCCCCACCGCUAGGAGUUUAGUUUUCUUCGUUAUGCAUUUGAAACCGCUUAAAUUCCCACCUUAUCUCUUUACAUUGUUGGGCAUAAGAUAUAAAGAUAUAAGAGAUAAACACAAUCUUUUUGUGAAAAUAGACCUGGUGUCUGUCUCCAUCCCUUGGUACUUACCAGUAGUUUAUUGGUUAUAUUUUUGAAACCGUUCUGAUCCCCGCCCCAUAACCAUAUAUAACAUUUCUGGGAAUAAAAACAAUCCUGAUUAACAGGCCCAAGGGUCUUUCCUUACCCCUAGAGACUUAGUUCCUUGAUUUUAUAUUUGAAAUCGCUAAGAUCUCAAUCCCAUAACUAUAUAUAGCAUUGCUGGUUACCAAGAAAUACACACAAUGUCGUUGUAAAAAUAGGAUCUGGGGUUUUUCUCAAUCCCAAGAGACUUAGAGUCUUUGUUAUAUCUUUGAAAUCACUAAGAUCUCUACCCCAUAACCAUAUAUAGCAUUGCUGGGCAUCAAGAGGUAAAGACAAUCCUGAUGUUAAAAUAAGUCCAGGGGUCUUUCCCCAACCUCAGCUUCUUUAAACACAAUCAUGUUGUAAAUACCAUCCCUGGGUCUUUCACGCCCCUAGGUAGUCAAUUUAAAGUCAAACUCAAGUCAAUUUAAGGUCAAAUUCAAGUCAAUUUAAAGUCAAAUUCAGGUCAAUUUAAAGUCAAAUUCAGGUCAAUUUGAAUUGAGAUGAUGACAUUUUGCCUGUGUACACGGCUACACUUCUAUCUAUA